Messenger RNA from Heterostelium album PN500, 285 nucleotides. RefSeq lists its product as uncharacterized. NCBI's taxonomy places the organism in Eukaryota, Evosea, Eumycetozoa, Acytosteliales, Acytosteliaceae. The record is from RefSeq and is a predicted model, not a curated record. The coding region runs from base 1 to 285 and encodes 94 amino acids. The transcript is spliced from 2 exons.
AUGAAUGAAUUGGUAGAUACUAAAGAUUUACUGAUUCCAAAUUACGUUUAUAGUCCCUUAUUCCACACUAAUUCCUUCCUACAGGCUGAGAUAGAACUCAAUGAAGGUAAUAUGUUAAGUGAUAAUAUCCCAGAUGAUGCCAAGAAGAUACUUCAAUCGCUAGAUAUAAAGGAUACUACUGCAUUCUAUUCCUAUACACAUUCUACUUCUAUAUAUUACAAUAAUCAAAAUAUUAUAGAUAGCUUAAAAUGGUGGCACGAUCAAAGAGAUAGUAAUCCUAUUUAA